Messenger RNA from Ostreobium quekettii, 450 nucleotides. The record is from the annotation of a GenBank genome assembly. NCBI's taxonomy places the organism in Eukaryota, Viridiplantae, Chlorophyta, Ulvophyceae, Bryopsidales, Ostreobiaceae.
AUGAAACGAGAAUCCCGUGGCAGAGGUUCGUCCAAUGCUCAAAACCUCACCACACGCUAUGUGUCCCCCACAGGGCGCCUGUGCCAGCGCCCCUGUCCCUCCCGCAGUGCAUGCAAUGCGGCUGUCAGCGGCACGGCAGGUGCGCCCCAGUGGGUCGACAGCCUCUCCCGCCACGCCACCAUCAACAUCGCGAUCCAGUACCUUAUUGUCGAUGAUGCCAAUCAAUGCCAAAAUGGGUGCCGCAGUUUCGCCAAGCCGGCAGAACCUACAUACAGUGCUGAAGAAUUUUGUACCAGGCUUCCCGCCCCUCCAUUAUGUGCCAGCCAGGUAUCGAUUAUGAUGACAAUGAUGCGUGGGAUGGUAAGGAGCACCACCCCUUAUUUCAAACCUUCAUCCCUGGGAGCACCAGACUCGACUGAAAUUGUGCUGCGACCGGUGCACGUCCCUUGA